AUGGUUUACUUUUCCGAUUCUCCAACUUCGGUCCACCCGGAGAUGAUGAUGAUAAAUGAUACCAAAUCGUUGCCAUUGUUCUUGUCUCCAAGAGUUCAUUCCCUCGAAAAGUUGAAUCCAAUUGAUGUAAAACAACUUUCAUUUCAUAUGAUACCAUUUCUUGCUACACAAGUCAAUGAAACCGUCAUUAAAGAGGUUGAAGAAUCGCAAAAAGACUUAAAAAAUCCACAACAAAACUCAAAACCAAGGCCGUCUCCACCACUGUCAGCAACUAAACCACCCCCGCCACCUCCUCCUGGUUCAGCAAGAACCAAUGCAACUAAACCACCACCGCCAGGCCCGCCACCUCCUCCUGGUUCAGCAAGUUCCAAUGCAACAAAACUAAAGAGAUCGCCCCAAAUUGGAAAUCUUUAUCGUCUUCUCAAAGAAACGAUUGAAGGGCCGAGCCUAGAUGGUAAAUCAUCUAGAGGAAGAAAGGGUAAGAGCUUCGGUUCUUCAAAUGGAGGAGGCAAAUCAAGCAUGGCUGAUGCAUUAGCUGAGAUGACCAAAAAAUCGCCAUAUUUCCAGAAAAUCGAAGAAGAUGUCAAGAACUUCGCAAACACAAUCAACCAACUUAGUGUCCAAAUGGUCAAUUUCCAUUCCAAAGACAUGGCAGAGCUUCUUAACUUUCAUCGCCACGUCGAGUCAUGCCUUGGGAAGCUAUCCGAUGAAUCUCAGGUACUGUCAAGAUUUAAGGAUUUUCCUGUAGAGAAACUCGAGGGAAUAAGGAUGGCAUCCGCUUUAUACUCUAAGCUAGAUGGGUAUGUGAAUACUCUAACAAACUGGAAAACAGAGCCUCCUCUGUAUCAACUUUUUGACAAGGCUGACAAAUACUUCAACAAGAUGAAGGUAGAUUUGGAAGCAUUGGAAAUAAAAAAAGAAGAAGAAGGGAAGAUAUUCAAAAGACAUAAUAUUCAUUUUGAUUUCAGCAUUCUUAUUAAGAUCAAAGAGUCGAUGGUUAAUUUUUCCAAUGGCUGCAUGGAAUUGGCACUUCGGGAGAAGAGAGAAAGAAAGAAAAAGGAGAGUGAAGAUGGAAAAUCUGUACUGAAAGGUGACAAUGGUGAUGUGAAGAUGCUUUGGAAAGCUUUCCAAUUUGCAUUUCGAGUAUAUACGUUCGCGGGUGGACACGAUGAUCGUGCCGAAAAGCUGACUCGAGAAUUGGCUAAUGAAAUCCAACAUAAACCGAAAAGGUGA
Molecule: messenger RNA, 1233 nt
Organism: Impatiens glandulifera
Lineage: Eukaryota; Viridiplantae; Streptophyta; Magnoliopsida; Ericales; Balsaminaceae
Exons: 5
Coding region: 1-1233 (410 amino acids)
Biological process (GO): chloroplast organization
Cellular component (GO): chloroplast outer membrane
Source: RefSeq, a predicted model, not a curated record